AUGCCUGUUGCUACUUUACCAAACAUCCUUAUUACAGGCACACCAGGGACAGGAAAAUCCACUGUUUCUAAGGAAGUAGCUGAACGUACUUCAUUCAAUUAUGUCAGUGUUAAUGAUGUUGCCAAAGAAGGAGAAUUAUACGAUGGAUAUGAUCCAGAUAAUCAGUGUCAUAUUUUGGAUGAGGAUAGAGUUGUAGAUGAGUUAGAAGACGCAAUGUCCUCAGGUGGUCAAAUUGUUGAUUAUCAUUCUUGUGACUUUUUCCCCGAACGCUGGUUCGAUGCCGUAUUCGUGUUGAGAACAGAUAAUGAAAUCCUCUACCCUCGUCUUACUUCACGUGGCUACUCAAAAGAGAAAGUGGCAGAUCUCAUUCAUUGUGAAAUCGUUCAGGUGGUUUUAGACGAAGCACGUGAAUCGUAUAAUACAGGGAUUGUCUAUGAAUUAGUCAAUAAUACUCCUGAGGAUUUAGAAAGAAAUAUAACACAAAUUUGUGGUUGGAUUCAACAAUGGUCUAGAAGAUCAUCUUGA
Messenger RNA from Trichobilharzia regenti, 525 nucleotides. NCBI's taxonomy places the organism in Eukaryota, Metazoa, Platyhelminthes, Trematoda, Strigeidida, Schistosomatidae. The record is from the annotation of a GenBank genome assembly.